Molecule: messenger RNA, 889 nt
Organism: Hylaeus volcanicus
Lineage: Eukaryota; Metazoa; Arthropoda; Insecta; Hymenoptera; Colletidae
Product: tRNA-specific adenosine deaminase 2
Exons: 1
Coding region: 166-693 (175 amino acids)
Biological process (GO): tRNA wobble adenosine to inosine editing
Cellular component (GO): nucleus; cytoplasm
Molecular function (GO): tRNA-specific adenosine-34 deaminase activity
Source: RefSeq, a predicted model, not a curated record
AACAUUUCAACAAAGACACCUUUAAUGGUGAAGUUGUGAUUUAUGUAUGAAAGAUUUGUUUGAGUUUGAGUUUUGAGCUGUGACAGUUUUAUAAUUUUCCCAAUCUUUAAAUUUUGAUACAAUUAAAUAUAAUUUGAACAUUCAAAAAUUUUAACAAAAAGCAUAAUGGACACUUUGACUUGGAUGGAUGUCGCGUUACAAAAGGCAGAUGAUUCGUUAAAAAUUGGCGAAGUCCCAGUUGGCUGUUUGUUUGUGUACGAUAACAAAGUCAUUGCUAUAGGUAAUAAUACAGUUAAUGAAACGCGUAAUGCAACUCGACAUGCAGAGAUAAACUGUAUAGAUCAAGUUUUAAAAUUCUGUAAAGAGAAAGAUUUGAACUAUAAAAAUGUUUUUCCUAACAUCGAUGUUAUCGUUACUGUAGAACCAUGUAUAAUGUGCACAUCAGCAUUGUAUCAACUACAAGUUCGUAACAUUGUAUACGGUUGUGCAAAUGACCGUUUCGGUGGAUGCAUUAGCGUUUUCGAAGUACCCAAACUUUACAAUUCAGAAACUAAAGUAAUAGGUGGCGUCAAAGGUGAUGUAGCAAUGGCGUUAUUGAAAGAGUUUUACAAAGGCACGAAUCCAAAUGCACCCGAGUCAAAAGUGAAAAAAGAUCGUAAAUCGACGAAAUGUUCGAGUACAGAGAGUGUUUAAUUUUUAUUUGAUUUUUGUUUUUUUUUUCGUCGACUAAUGAAAAAAGGAUUUGUUUUUAUUUUUGUACGAGUGAUUAGAUGUAUAAAUAAUGAACAGUAUACAAAUAUAUACAUGUUUCGAUAUGUUAUAAUUGUUAUUUGUUUUGUACUUAUCUAUAAGCGUGUAAAGAUAGUUUGUAAUAAAUAUUUAAAAAGAU